AUGUCUGAUUCAAACACAAUUGUGGGAAAAAAGGUGGAUACUUCUUCUCUGGUGGACGAAAAGGGCAAAAACCUUAAACAAAUUGUAUGCGAACGCUGCGCGUCCAAGAUCCUCCCGGCCAAGGUCGGAACUCUUGAAGAGUUCAAUUUCGAAUUGAACAUCAUGAAGAAGGAGUCUGAAACAGAUUCGGAUCUGACCAAAGAACAACUCUCUCAGUUCUAUCGCGUGGAAGACAUGUUUGAUUUUGACAACAUUGGCUUCUCGCACACUGUCGGGGAUAUCAAGUAUCUCAUUUGUGCAGAUUGUGAGAUUGGUCCUGUGGGUUGGCAUAGCAUUUCUUCAAAGAAGUGUUACGUCGCUCUGACUCGAGUGGCGUACAAGUAG
Messenger RNA from Tigriopus californicus, 384 nucleotides. RefSeq names its product guanine nucleotide exchange factor MSS4 homolog (gene strat). The record is from RefSeq and is a predicted model, not a curated record. Gene Ontology annotation, cellular component: membrane; cytosol. Bases 1 to 384 code for a protein of 127 amino acids. Gene Ontology annotation, molecular function: zinc ion binding; guanyl-nucleotide exchange factor activity. Gene Ontology annotation, biological process: post-Golgi vesicle-mediated transport; small GTPase-mediated signal transduction. NCBI's taxonomy places the organism in Eukaryota, Metazoa, Arthropoda, Copepoda, Harpacticoida, Harpacticidae. The transcript has a single exon.